GGAAGGCGAGAGAUUGUGCAAAGAGCUCCGCGUGAGGCUGGCGCGGGAGUCAAAGGCAAGGAGGGAGCAGAAGGAGGAGGAGGUGAUUGUUGUCCCGCUUGAGCGGAGCCCGGCUUGGAGAGGAGUGAACGUUGUUGCGCUUGGAUCCCACUCUGGCGGGCGUUUGCAAGUUGGGGAGACCGGGCAGAACUGGUCUGACUUGGGAGGCUUAACAUGAAAGCAUCUCUCGCCAGAGGGAACUGCCUGGCUUGGAUCCGAAGCGGUGCAACCCGAGCAGAACCGACGAAGACUCCCGAAAGAGCCAAGCCAAGCUCUCCUGGCGCGGUGCUUUGGGGAGAAGAGAGCAGAAAGUAGCCCUGGCCGGAUCCUGCAGGUGAGCCAAGCCACCCAGACCCCAUCUCGUCCCAAGAGAAGAACUCUCCCAAGAGAUCCGUAUCGGAAAAUGCGCGAAAUGCAGCAGGCAUGAGUGAGAGAGCGAAGCACAAUAGGCAGCAUAGGCUGAGGGCGGGCGGGAGGUGACUGGGAAGGAAGGAGCACGCUGCCACUCCGGAGGUGGACAUCCUCUCCCGAGAUCAGUCCAAGCAAAGCAGGAGAGGAGCAAGGCUCCACCCCGAGUGGGCUGCCUGGGCUUGUGGGGCAGGCGCUGAAAGGGGACGGGUCCCACCUGCAAGGCCAUCCGGGCACCAGCACCGCCUUGGAGAUGACCCAGUCCGGCGAGGCCCAGACACACACGCCCACCACCAGUGUGCCCAUGGACAGUAAUGUGGUGGCCAUCAUCAUCGCGACCACAGUUUCUUCCUCUGUGUUCAUCAUAGCCAUUUUGGUGCUGCUGCUGCUUUUGUACCACCGAGACCCUAUGUGCUGCCAGUUUCUCUGCUCUUGCCGUUUCUUCCAGAGCCCCAGUCAAUACGACUGUCCCCCUCCAUAUUUCAGUAGCAGCCAACGACUGGUGGGCUCCCAGUCUGGAGCACAACACCUGGAGGCAAACACUGCCGAAAAUCCUGGCAUGCAGAGUGACGAGCUGUUCUGUGUCGGACCCCCCAGCAGCUACCAGCUUCCUCCAUGGGAGCAACCGCGUCUACCAAGCUAUGAGAGUGUGCGAAAGAAGGAUCGGCAACGGGAGAUUCACCACAUGAUUGCCGAAAGGUUUGGCUUGUGGGCUGAAGUCUCCCAAGAGUUACCACCUCCCUAUGAGCAGGCCCUGCAGUAUCCUUCAGCCUUAUCAGGAACAGACGUGGGUUCAGAGCUGUCAGCUGGACACAGCUUGCCAGAUAUGCUUCAAGCUUCACCCACAUACACAAUGCAAAGAAACACAUCAGUAUAGGUGUGACAUUGGUUCCCCUCAACAGAUGUGGCAAUUUGGGACACAAUUUCUAUAGUGCCACCUGCCACUCCUUUUUUCCCUCUCGUCCAAACUCCCUCUACAGCUGCCACAUUUCCCUUUUACUGUUUCCCCAUCACCAAGAACUAACACUUGAGGCUCUCCUGUUCUGUUUGGACAUGAACCUGAGGACAACUGGACAGUUGAAACCAUGACCUGGGAAAAAAUUCUUUAUUAUUUUUACUUUUGAUAGUAUCCAAGACUGGAGGAAUCUGUGCCAGGAAGGUCUAGAGAUACACUGAAUCCCAUAGUGCAGCAAAGAGGGCUGGAAUCAUUGAACUCAGGGGAAUAUUUUUGCCAUAGGAACUUAUAAGACAUAUGGAACCAUUGCAGGAAUUGCCUUUGGGUACCUGGGUCAAACAUUGAAAAAAGCUACUGAGAUGCUCCAUCUUGUUACUUGAGAGAAACUCAAACUUUCUGGCCAAAGAGUUCUUCUGUUUGUGUGUGUGAGAGCAUUUCCCAGACUUUCAGAGUAUUAACCCUUACAGAGAGAAUGUUCUACUGAAUUGUUGGUCUUCUUGACAGCAAUCAACACGACAGGAAUGGGUGCUUCAAGUGACAGAAUGAGGUAUUGGAGACAUUAGGGUGGGAUUCUUCUUUUUCAUCUUCUUUCAACUGCUGGGCGGUUUUGUGAGGCCAAACAAGAUGAAUGGAUCAACAGAGGACAGAAUCUGGAGCUUCUGCAGCAACUUUCUCUGAUCUCGAGAAUCCACACUAUCUGAAGUUUAGGGCCAAGCCAUAUCAGAAAAAGGGUGGUGUGCAGAGACUUGGAAUUUCCCCCCGGAGGGGAGUAAGGUUUCAAGAGCUAUUUUUCUUCAUUCCUAUUGUUCGUUACUCUCCUUGAUUGUUUGUCACUUGGAGCUAGGACAAUCUUAUUCGGCUUUAAUCUGAUUUUUAUUUGGGUUUUUAUUUUUGUUUGGCGAAUAAGCUUUGGAAAUGUUCCUAAUGCCAUCAUUUAAAACAUAGAGUAAUCUGAUCAGGAAAUAACUGCCAUUGUUAAGUUACCAAAACAUUUUUUGUAUUGGAUUUGUUUAUGCCUUUCUGUGGAUUUGGUAAAGCUCAGGAACAGAUCCAUGAAGUUGCAUCUGGGCUCCACCCUUUUGUGACUAGUGGAGGUGUCGCAUUACAGAGGUUAAAGAGAAGGGAAGGCAGUAUGGGGACGUUAUCUCAGCAGAUGAGCUACAAAGAUACAGAUUGGGGGACGCCUGGCUCGAGAGUAUGUGUGAAAAAGAUCUUGGAGUCCUCGUGGACAACAAGUUAAACAUGAGCCAACAAUUUCAUGCGGUGGCUUUAAAAGCCAAUGGAAUCUUGGCCUGUAUCAAUAGGAGUUUAGUGUCUAGAUCCAGGGAAGUCAUGCUACCCCUCUAUUCUGCCUUGAUAAGACCACACCUGGAAUACUGUAUCCAAUUCUGGACACUGCAAUUGAAGGGAGAUGUUGACAAGCUGGAAUGUGUCCAGAAGAGGGUGACUAAAAUGAUCUAGGAUCUGGAGAACAAGCCCUAUCAGGAGCGGCUUAAAGAGCUGGGCAUGUUUAGCCUGCAGAAGAGAAGGCUGAGAGGAGACAUGAUUUGGGCUUGUAUUAGUAUGUGAGGGUAAAUCAUAGAGGAGGGAGCAAGCUUGUUUUCUGCUGCUCUGGAGACCAGGACGCGGAACAAUGGCUUCAAACUACAAGAAAGGAGAUUCCACCUGAACAUUAGGAAGAACUUCCUGACUGUGAGAGCUGUUCAGCAGUGGAACUCUCUGCCCCAGAGUGUGGUGGAGGCUCCUUAUUUGGAGGCUUUUAAGUAGAAGCUGAAUGGCCAUCUGUUGGCGGUGCCUUGAAUGUAAUUUUCCGGCUUUUUGGCAGAACGGGGUUGGACUAGAUGGCCCAUGAGGUCUCUUCCAAUUAUGAUUCUAAGGCUCCCUUCCCUCUCCUGAACUAUGUGAUGCCACUGUAAAAGAAUGGCUUUCUUUUGAUGAGCAAAAUAUUGCAGCUUCAGCUCCUGCUCUGAAGGACAAGUUUUAACCAUGGUUUUACGGCAAUAGCAACCAACUGCUUUGCUGUAAAUAACAGUGAUUAAGGAAUAGCUGUAGUCAGAGAGUGCAUAUGCCUGAGGCUUGUCUCUAAUUUGUUAUAUGGCUGAGAGUCAGUCUGUGUUUGCCUACAACUCCCAUCACCUCAAUCCUGCAUGACCAAUUGUAAGGGAUUGUGAGAGUUGUGAUACAAAAACUGAGGUACGCACCUCUGCCAUAAAGAAAAAAUUACCAUUGGCUGGAACAAUUUAGUAUUCUCAAUGCAAUAGUUGGGUUUAGCCAUAGCUCUUUAUCAAAAACUGCAUGAAAAUCAAUCUUCCUGCAUUUUUGAAUGUUUUAUUGUGUACGAACUCACUCUUACAUGUCCUGAUUAUCAUCAGAAAAAUUGAUCUUUGGUGGGUAUUCUCAGUGGUCUAUGUGUGUAUGCCUUCAAGUCACCUGUUGACUUACAGCAGGGGUGUCAAAUGCAUUUUCAUUUAGGGCCACAUCAGCCUUAUGGUUGCCUUCAAUGGGCCACUGAAUCCCUGGAUGGAAGAUAGAAAGCCAAACAUCAUUUUUACAUAGUGAUUGGUGCUCUUUAGUUUGUACACUGUUUGGGUGCUGAGAUGUUAUUGUAGGGCAACUCCUAUCCUUUUUUAUUAUCUGCCAUUCAGACCAGGGCUAAUGGGAAUUGCAACCCAAAUGCAUUUAAGGCUCUGAGGCUGGGGAAGGGUUAAAGGACAAUGACAGACAUCAUAUCCACAAGCCUUAUACCUAAAUUCAGUUCUGACUAAACAGAACACACUGCAGCUUUCCAGAUGUCUUUGCAUUACAACUCCUAUCAGGACUAAUCAAUAUCUAAUAAUGAGGAAUAUAGGGGUUGUAGUCCAGCAUCUGGAGGGCCACAUAAAAUGAGAUGGCAGGAUGCAUUCAGCCUGCAGGCCUUCAGUUUGACACAUGUUACAGCAACCCCAUGAACCUCACAGGCAAUAAAUACUUAGAAAUGCUGAAUAUUUCAAAAAGAUGGACUCAAUUAGAAGUUGUUAUAUUUCUGCAACCAUGAACCAUCCAUGAAUGAAACUGUUAGCACUUGAGAAGGUUGGGAACAGACUGAAUUUCAAAGGGUUCCCACCAAAUGCCUCUCCCAAGACACAGCCAGCUCUUGGCCUGUCAUCAUUCGCAAGGCCUAAGGCCCAAUGAGAUAUUCUCCAUUUGCGGGGUUAUUGUUCAGAUUUGUUUUGGGCUAAAAUGUGAUAACUUUAUAAUUCAUUAAAAUGUUUGUACCUU
Anolis sagrei ordinatus is the source of this 4660-nucleotide messenger RNA. RefSeq lists its product as uncharacterized. Lineage: Eukaryota; Metazoa; Chordata; Lepidosauria; Squamata; Anolidae. The record is from RefSeq and is a predicted model, not a curated record.